UACUCACAAGCUUCAACAGUUAACAGGUCUGAACGAUGCUCAAACGAGCUCCCUCCCCUCCCUCUUCGCCAAAACCUGCCUGCGCUCUCCAGACGUCGCCAAGCCCGACCCCAACCUCGCCGAACUCCAAGCUCUAGUCCUCAGCCAAUGCGCCAGCACAGCCAAGGGCGGCAGCGCCGAGCGCGCCGCCGCACGGCUGCUGCACCCGCUCCUGGUCGCCACGAUCCGACAGCUGGGGCUGCUCAAGGUCCACGGCGAGUGCACGCUGGCCGCGCGGAGUGCGCGCGCGUGGGAGACGUGGAUCGGCAAGGAGUCGCGCAAGCGCGUGCUGUGGGGCGUCUACGCCGUCGACUGCUACCAGGCCCUCCUCUGCGGGAGCAAGUCGCUGCUCUCGCCGCAGGAGACGCGGGCGUCGUUCCCGUGCGACGAGGCGAGCUGGGCAGCCUGGUUGGCAGCGGGGUGGGCGGCGUUGCCCCCGCAGGAUCCGUCGAGUUGCUUCCAGUCCUCGGUGAAGGGGUUGAUGGCGGGGCGGGAGGCGUCGACGGCUUCGAGGCUGACGGCGUGGGAUUUGAAUAUGUUGGUCUUGGCGUUGCAUUCGCUACUGCUCGAGGCGCAGACUUCCAUUCUGCCGGUGGAUCUGUCGGCGAUGGAGCGCGCGCUGCACGCGUGGAAGGCUUGUUGGGAUGGGCUUGCUGGAGGGGGUGUGGAGCGGCGGCAGCAGCAGCCUGUAAGCCGUGCUGGGGGGCUGUUGAUCACCAAUAGCGUGACGCUGUACUACCUGGCUGUUUACCUUUUGAAGCACGAGCGACCCGAUUUGAAUGAGAAGGGCGUAUUUGGGGAAGUCGACGAAUCCCGGGAAUCCUCUUAUUAAGAAAGAGGAGGUUUAUCAGGAGACGAUGACGAAAUGGGUGCAGAACAUGCUUGAGGAGCUCAAUCGGGGAGAGAUAAGCGGUGUUGACAGUUUCCGAGGGAUGUAAGCGUGGACGAAGGAUUGCUGAGUGUCCUACAGUGUGACCUGAUCGCGUUCGUUUAGGCCGGUUCUGCAAUCAAGGUAGCUUCAAUCUUCCAUGAGUAUGUGAUUUAUCGCACGAUCUGUUCAGCCCCUCGUACGCCCAUGUUUUUAAUCUAUCAAUUCUUUCCUGUUAUCGAGGAGUAGCAAUAAAGCAU
Molecule: messenger RNA, 1167 nt
Organism: Aspergillus uvarum CBS 121591
Lineage: Eukaryota; Fungi; Ascomycota; Eurotiomycetes; Eurotiales; Aspergillaceae
Exons: 1
Coding region: 148-762 (204 amino acids)
Source: RefSeq, a predicted model, not a curated record